This is a messenger RNA of Erpetoichthys calabaricus (reedfish), 1287 nucleotides long. RefSeq names its product olfactory receptor 11A1-like. NCBI's taxonomy places the organism in Eukaryota, Metazoa, Chordata, Cladistia, Polypteriformes, Polypteridae. Gene Ontology annotation, molecular function: olfactory receptor activity; G protein-coupled receptor activity. Gene Ontology annotation, biological process: G protein-coupled receptor signaling pathway. The record is from RefSeq and is a predicted model, not a curated record. Gene Ontology annotation, cellular component: membrane. Bases 19 to 942 code for a protein of 307 amino acids. The transcript has a single exon.
UCUUAAGGAUACAAGCUAAUGGAAAAUACAUCUCAAAGUACAUCACUUAAACUAGUUGCGUAUGUUGAAUUAAAUUAUCUCAGAUAUUUAUAUUUUGCCAUUGUUUUUAUGUUAUAUGCCACAAUUAUAAUAAUCAAUGCAAUCAUUAUUGGAAUUGUGUGUACUGAUAAAAGCCUGCAUGAGCCCAUGUACAUAUUUUUGAUUAAUUUAUUAAUAAAUGAUGUAGUUGGAGGAACAUCAUUAUGCCCUUCUAUCUUGGUAUAUUUGCUGUCAAACAGUUCUGAAAUAUCCAGAGAAUAUUGCUUAGUUCAGAUUUUCUGGUUAUACGUUUAUGGUGGCUGUGAAUUUGUAAUGCUAGCUGUAAUAGGUUAUGACAGGCACUUGUCCAUAUGCUACCCUCUUUAUUACAACAGCAUCAUGCAUUCCAGAAGAGUUUCUAAUCUGAUUGUUUUCUCGUGGAUUUUUCCUCUCAGUUUAGUCAGUAUAAGUGUCACUUUAGCUUCUCAAGUUCAACUGUGUGGUAAUACCAUUGAAAAUAUCUAUUGUGAUAAUUAUUGUCUAAAUAAAAUUGCCUGUUCAGAUAUGACACAUAUCAUCACAUUUGAUACUUUACUUAUUUUCCUAAUAUCUGUCCCACAGAUAUUCCUUCUUUUAUAUUCCUACGCAAAAAUUCUCCAAAUUUGCCUAAGGGCUUCAAGAGAAUCUCAAAAAAGAGCAUUAUCUACCUGUAUGCCUCACCUGGUAACACUUCUAAAUUAUUUUAUUGGGGUUAUUUUUCAGAUUAUUCAGUCCAGGUUCAAUUUGACUCAAGUACCUACUGUGAUUCAUUCAAUAUUUUCAGUAUAUUUCUUGAUUAUUCCUCCACUUUUAAAUCCAGUUGUUUAUGGCCUUAAAAUGCAACAGAUAAAAUUGAGGAUUAUAAAAAUUUUAAUGGAUAAAUAGUUAUUUUCCAUGUCAUGUAAAGGUAAAAGUACUGUACAGAAUUUAUACAUAUAUCUGAAUAAUAAAAAUUAGUAUGUUUUUGUUAAACACUGACAUAAUCUUUUUCGCUAUAAUAUUGUCAGUUGGCUUUUGUUAUUGUAUUGGUAUUAAGACAAUGUAUUAAUGUGUUUAUGCAUUUAUCCAAUUUUAAACUCCCUUAAUGCGAUUCUUAGGUCUCAUGCGGAUUAUUUGUAUUUUAGCAGCAUUGCGUGCAAGGCAAAAACCAACUCUAGAUAAACUGCCAGUAAAUCAGAGGCCACCCUCGUGCAUACACCACCCAAACUCACUCAGAUGCAGUCAUUUAAG